Messenger RNA from Caenorhabditis sp. 36 PRJEB53466, 3815 nucleotides. The record is from the annotation of a GenBank genome assembly. NCBI's taxonomy places the organism in Eukaryota, Metazoa, Nematoda, Chromadorea, Rhabditida, Rhabditidae.
AUGGAAGUGGUGACCAUAGUCGGAGGCGUCACUGCCGUCACCCUCAUUCCGAAACUCAUCGAUUGGUCGCUGGACAAGUAUCGUAUGCUCAAAGCGGUCCGCAAGUUCCACACUAACCGAGCGCUCACUUCAACACCAUCGCCACCGCCGAAGAGGAUAAUGGAUCGAGCAGUCGCGUGGGAACAAGGACCCGACGGUUGGGUCGGCUUCACGUUGGGCCCCGAAAAUGCGCAAGUGGCGAAUGCGGAGAGUCUCGUCUUCAUUCAGGAUUUUCUCGCAAAACGCAACACGAAGAACCGAGCGCCGGUGCCGAAGAACACGUUGGCCGUUUCGAUGGCACAGGCGAACUUUAAUGUCGGCUCGAGAGCCGGAGAGUUUGUGCCGACGAGAGGAACGGACGACGACGAGGGACACAGUUGUGUCAGCUAUCAAAUGCUGUCGGAGCACGUCCAGGCCACGUAUUUCCAUCAGAACGGAGUCCGGUUUCUGGCUGGCCUCUGCUUUUACCUAUAUCCGGUCAGUUUUCACUUUUGCGCCACCGGCGACCAAAAGUGUUCAUAAUGCUAAACACAGUGCGCUCGUAAAUUGCGGAGUGUCGUUGUAACUUUUUAAAAUUUGUAGGCCUAAAAAUGCAGUUCAAUUCAAGUUUACGACCAUUCUUUCUAUCUUUUUGACUUGAAAAACGUCUAGAAAACAAUAUUUUAUGGGGCUAUUCAGCGUAUGUUUGUUUUCCGUUUUUUUUCGUUUUUUACACCGCUGAAUUGGGUUUUUCGACGCAAAAAAACGAAAAAAAAAACGGAACUCCCGUUGAAAAUUAAUUAAUCGGCCGCCUGUUGCAAGUGCGCCCCAUUGAAAUCAUUCGCGCUGUGGAAGACCGUGAGACGCGUUUUUCUGAAAAUUGCCGCAAUUCCAGCACACUUUUCCGCCAUUUUUGUGUUUGAUAUCGACGAAAGAAGAGACAUUAAAGAGAGAAAACAUUGAAAUUUUCGUGAAAACUCCGCGUUUGAGACGUUUUUGACAUAUUUCGCAAUACGCCCUCCGCGGCCAAUCGCCGCCGCAAUUUCGGAAUUUUCAUAUCGGCCCAUUUGGAUAGUUUUGAGACGAAGUGAGUGUCGGAAGUGAUUAAGCACGUUAAUACAAGUAUUUUAAGCGUUCAAACAGCAAAAAGUAUCGGCGAAUGACUGAAAUUCGCGCAUUUUCAGCACAAAACUUGAAAAUCGAUUGAAUUGAUUCAUUCUCCGAAUGAAACCUGCUCGUUUUAAGCUCAAAAAAUGCGCGAUGAUAAGUUUAACAAAGUUAUGCAAUUAAAUCGUACAAAAUUUGGCUAAUUUUUGACGAAAAACAUGAAAAAUAGGUGGUUAAAUUUUGAAUUUCGCGCUAAAAUGGUGACAAACCGUGCACGCUAGGGUCGCCGUGUGAAAGCGCUUCUGCUUUAUUAUUUCAGACACAAAAGUCUGGCAAUUGCGCCCCCAUUGCCAAAAAUGUUCAAAUGCUACUAUCCUUUUCCUUGACAGUUUUAAAAAACAGUUCCAGAUUCCAGAUCGGCUCCAAAACAAUGCUCCUUUACAACGAAGAGCAGACGAUGCGAGAGGCGUUCAUGAUGGCCGAACCGUUUCCACUUCAAGAUCGCCACAAAAAUGUGUACAAUCGCAACUACAACCGCUACGGACGCUACUGUAAACGAAGCGCAAAGCGAGUAAUUGUGUUCGCAGAGCCCGGAAAACCGGCCAAACAUCAGCAAUACGACCAUCUUCGCACGAGAAGAGUCUACAUGGAUUGUGAGGAAUGCGAUCGCGAUGCCGGCGAGUACACGUUCGUUGAGGAUCGGACAAUGCGGCACGAUUGUGACAAGUAUCAUUGCUUUGCAUUCGAUCCGUCCCAUUUCGAUUCUAACAAAUCACUUGCGACUGUUACGCUUUCCCAAUGAAAUUUAUUACGAAAACAAUUCAGCUCGGCCAGACAUUGUUGUUAUUCACAGUAUUCGACGCCUCGAAAUCGAAAACAAUUAGUCGGGUGGCACGGCCCAAUACACAAUAAAUUAGAUUAUCCACACUGUGCAUCGCCCCGCUUUUUUUCUUCAUUCACCACUUGACAGUCCCCCCAAGUGUCUUGAAAAUGAGAAUCUUCGAAGUGCUCUCCGGUUGGUUCGAAUCCAUGUUUGUGAGUUUCUCCUUCACUUUACAAUUUCCGCGGCCGUGGCCUAGCAAAUUCUAGCGUUGAAACUCUUCCCUUUGCACUGUGUGGCUAGUAGAGAAUCCGGAAGUCAUCACAUGGCCGAGAAUUUUUCUAGGCCACGACAUUGAGUGUAGAAAAAUUGUAGGAUUCCAAGGUGGUGUCCAACGUGACAUACAACAUAUUUUUAAAAUAAACUUCGAAGUAGGCCGGCCAUUCACGUUCCCAAAGUUCCGAAUUACGAAAAAAAAUUCCCCGAUUUUUAAGAUUUUUUUUCAAAAAAGUUAAUGGUAUCGAGAGAAGUGGUGCACGACGAAUUGGAAGAGCUGGCCGAGAUUUUUCUAGUCCCCCCGGAUGGAAUUCCCCUUUCUUCCGAUUUUUUUCCGUUUUCGUGCAAAUUUCUUAAAUUUUCAAUUGUUUUUACACUGAACACACUUAUUUGCAAUAUUUAAAAAAAAUUUCGUUUUUUUCUGUGCCGUGACGCCAAAAAAAUCGACAACUGAAUUUCUGAAUUUUGAAAGUUUCAGAUUAUCGAUUUUUUUGGCGUCACGGCACAGAAAAAAACAUGAAUUUUUUAAAAUAUUGCAACUAAGUGUGUUCAGUGUAAAAACGAUUGAAAAUUUAAGAAAAUUGCACGAAAACCGAAAAAAAUCGAAAGAAAGGGGAAUUCCAUCCGGGGGGACUAGGAAAAUCUAGGCCAGCUCUUCCAUCUCUCGGUACGAUUAACUUUUUUGAAAAAAAUCUUAAAAAUCGGGGAAUUUUUUCCGUAAUUCGGGACUUUGGGAAAGUGAAUGGCCCACUUUGAAGUUUAUUUUAAAAAUAUGUUGUAUGUCACGUUGGACACCACCUUUAAAAGUGUUGCAGCGUCCGGUGCCGAGUGCGACUCCGCCCGUGGCCGUCGCUCCGUCGCCACCGACGCCUCAACAAACGUUCCCGCGAAGAAACGCGCCGAUCAACCCGAACCGCCUGCCGAGCGUUUACUCGCAAUCCACGUUCGGCGACCCUCUGAUCGGCCUCGGCGGCAUCUUCUACUUUACGAAAUGCGAGCACAGCGGCGACAGUUCGGUCAAGUUGAAAAGGGGCAAAGAGGUGUGCAAACACUACUUCUAUUGUCCAAUUCUCGAAACGUGGCGCGACAUUGGCUGCUUCGAUUGUGACGGAGUCGUCGAGGAUGUCGUGAGUCGUGCUGCCAAUGCAAAUUUCAUCGAAAAACGAUGGUUUCAGCAACUGACUUCCGACGAGGAGUACACGCCGUACCCGGUGUACCGCCCGGAUCCGAGUCUCGACAUCCACGCCACAUUCUACUUCAAAAAGUGCGCGUACUCGGGCAAAACCGUGCUGAUCCUCAAAAAAGGCCAACGAAUGUCGAAACACUAUUUCUAUUGCGAGAUUUCGAAGCGCUGGCGAGCGGUCGUCUGCUACGACUGCGACGAACAGGACCGUCCCGAUUUUGAGACGAAACGGAAGAGCCGGAAGGAGAAGAAGAGAGGUACAAUCGGCUUUUUAGUGUUGGAUUCAUGGCUUUGCGAUUUUCAGUCGUCGCCAAGAAACAACGUGCUCCGAAAGCUCGGGAAACUGCCGUCCCAUCCACCUCCGCCGCCGCCGCCGCCGAAGACUCUGACUAUUAUGAUUUUGCCAAUUAA